AUGUUUAAAAUUAUAUUCGCGAAGAACGAAAGUCGAGUGUGGGCGAUGAGUUUUAUCGCCGAAAAUAAUUUUUUCGGACCGUUUAAUGGUGACUUCACCAGAUUGAUCAAAAGAAUUCAGUACCUAGAAAGAUCUAGUGCGCCUUUGGAGGUAAGUAAGAAAUUUCAUGGUUAUUAGAUUUAGGACCAUAUUAACCCUGCUUUAACAGCAGGGGAAAAAACGGAACGCGAAGCUCUUAAAGCAAAAAUAAGAUCAAUUGCACAGUGUUACUUACCUCUGAGAUUUUGCGAUUUUAAUUUCUUUAUCAAUAAUCCUGAUGUAUAGAUACACAAAAAAAGACAAAAAUCCCAGAUGAUUUGAGUUAAUCUCUAGGUUUUUAUCCCGAUUUAGUUUUAUAAAUUGGGAUAUUAUUCUCUUUGCAACUAAGAACAACAGUCAGAAUACAAAUUACGGGAUAACCUCAAUGAGUUAUAUACUGUUAAGGCUGAGUUUAUUCUUCAGAGCUUGUUCCUCAAAAUCAACUGAACUUUUUAUGAUUCACGCAAGUUACGAAACAUCUCUUCGAAUUACUACAUGAAAGUUAAACAUAUGCAAAAACACUACGAGUCCCUUUUUUGAAAUCUCUCUUAUCCGGACCUUUUGAAUAAAAUAAUUAAAAGUCUUUAUCCAUGAUUCCCAUAUCACCGAGUAUACUUCCAGAUAGAGCCAAGUUACAUCUACAGAUAACAGGUAACGAAAAAUUUAUUUCAGGACUGCCUCAAGGUUUUCUUGUAUUUUUUUGCUCAAAACGUUAGGGAUAUCUGACUGUGUUUUCAUGGCUUUGAAAAGCUAAGUACAGAGAAACGGAAAGUUUCAUGCACAAUUCAAGUGAAAAAUACUAAGUAACGAAGUCGCACGAAUUGAAAAGCAUAACUCGUGCGACAAACGUGAAGUCGGUUAACUGUGAAGAUAAGAUGAAAAACCGCACUACCAUUUUUAAGGCUAUAUUUAAGUACAGCUCGAACUGAUUAUUUUUUUACUAGGUGCAUAACAGCAAUUAAACGAGAAAUUGAGAAAAAAACUCAUUAUUAUUUUAAUCUAUCGGGAGUUUUGCCACGACUAUGCGGAAAUUAAAUGUGUUUGAUACUUCUGAUUUUAGUCCGAAUGCGCAGUGAGGAAACCAAAUUAAGAAGAUGAAUAGGAACUAGUUCAGCUACUUAUUUUUGACCUAAUAAUAAUCAAUCUGUAACAGGUUUGUAAUUAAGCUAAAAACGGAGUGCUUUAAUUUUUCCCUUAUUAUAGUUGAAAGAAUGAGGGUAACUUUUUCAUGAUCUUCUCAGCUGAAUAAAAACAGUUAAGUCAAAUUUUCAUUUUCAAGAACUGUUUGGGUCAUGCAUUGCAUAGAUCGUUUAGACGCAUUAAAAUGUACGAGAAUUGUUUUUCCGAGUGCGCACGAACAAGCUGCUUUUGAAUAUCCGAAUAUUUUACCAGAGAAGUGGGAAAACUAGUAUAUAACGCCAAAUUGCUGGGAUGGGUAGACAAAGAGCAUAUUACUUGAUAUUUUAAACUAGCUUCCGCCGCGGGAACGAACCUGAUCAGAUACUUUAAUUUCAAUUCAAAUUCUUUAGAAGAGUAUUCAUUCCUGAAAAAAAUUUUUAUGGUUCUGCCUUUAAUGUUUCCAGUAUGAUAUUUUCUUCCGUAAAUGACUUAUAAACUGCUACAAUUAGUUUGGGAGCCAUUUUUUACGUUCCUCGAAGACUUGUUAGCACAAAUAGCGCCAAAAAGUCAAUGGCACUCGAGUAGGUUUACUUUCCAUUCACUGCGUGGUUUAAUAUUUACUCUUUCAAGAAGAACAAUGUUGUACGAGGCCUUCAUUUUGCUGCAUCAAGACUUUGUUCAUCCUCAGACUGAAAUCAACUUUCUUUCUGCUCAAUAAUGAAUUUAACUUUGCCCAUCUCAUCUCAACGGAUGGUCAAUCAACUCGAAUAAUUGACAAGGGGAAGUGUAACUUUUUUCUUUGCUGUUAGUAAGACCUUAAGAUUGAAACCAAAGUUGUUCCGGGAUAAAUGGAGGUCUAUUUACAAGGUGUUAAUGAAGUUUGAGUCAAGAUUUAAUAGCCAACAUACUCAACACAACUUGAAAACAUAUGCCAAGUUCUCAUCUUCUAGUAAUAAUAUUCAUCUUCAUGAAAAUGUUCUGUCUAUUUUCAACAUGAUUUAUACCUUUGUCAUCGUUAAAGAAAACGAAACGAAAACGAUAGAGAAUAAGCUGAAAGUUAAGCUUGAUUUUACAAUAGCGUCGAUAGGAUUUGUUUUUCGAAGGAACUGUUGAUUGUUUCUGCACGAAGAGGAAAUUAAAAUGAAACAACACCAAACAACAUAAUAAAAUACCGUAUAUUGUCGAAAUGUCGUUGUUAAAACGAUGUACGACAAAAAGUAGAAUAAAACAGACAAAAUCACACAACAAAUAAAAAUUUAUUGUAAAAAUUUUCAGAAACACGAGAAAUAUUAGGCCUCCAGUUACAAUGUUGUCCAUUUUCGAUCCAGUCUUCUUUAGGAGUGAGUGUGUACAAGGCAUGUGUUAAAAGAAUCAAAAUCAAGUUGCUUUGUGACAACUGAAGAUCAGGUUUGAGAAUCAAACAUUUGGCAAACAGCAAGAGUACAUUAGUUGGUGGACUCCACAAUCAAUAUAUCAAAGCAUUUUACACCUUUACAAUGCUGAUUUUAAGUGGUGUUUAUUUAAGACACUUACGAUCUGGCUAACAUAUUGUCAUUUGUCACUAAAUGAAAAAUGCAUAACGAGCUUGGACUGAUUUUCGCGCCAUGAAAAUUAGAAAAGCUUCUGAAGAGGACGGAUACGCAAAACACUCAGUAGUUUUAAGGAUGCUAUUGUUCCUGGACACGAAUUGUAGCUUACAGUUAAUAGAGACAAAUUUCUCACAGAAGAUAACUCUUGAAAUUCUCACAGCUACAAGAAGAAAAAGGUUACAAGAAUAUAGACUUGAACAAGUUAAACCACAUCGAAGAAAGAACAGAAAGAAAAUACGAGGUAAUGUAAAAUUAGGCAUCAGAGAUUAUAGUUGAACUUAGGUAUGUGGCAAACGUGAAUUUAAAAAGAUUCCUUUGCGAUGAUUAAAAGAUAUAUCCAGAGAAAAAUUAGCUACAACUAAUUAACGAUUGUGUGUAUUGCCAAGUCGAUAAAAAGAACUCUUUGUAACAUUGGUUAAACAUACGUAUGUCGUGUACUGACAGACCUGAAAUUAAAUCAAGCUUAGAAGGAACCCUAUUCAUCUUUAGGGACAUUCCUUUCUAACGAAAUCGAAUGAAAAACUAAAAAUGACAUGUCUAAUUAAAUGCAAUGCAGACGCCUCGUUUGCAAUCGCCCAUUUCUUUUCUCAUUGUCUUGAUGAAAUAUUAAGCGUCAACGGUACACAUUUUGUAAUCCUCCGUGUUUAUCAUUUUUAAACAUAUUUUUUGUAGGUGUGAAUAUUGUUGACUUAAGUGAAACUGCCGGUUUCAAAAUUUUAGCCUCUAUUCUCUACUUUUAAACAAUAAUUCGAUUCCAUAUUUUCCUGGAAAGGUUUUUAACCAUUUCAUUAAAUAGGGUCUUUCAUUUAUUUUAAAGUUAUUGACGCUUCUUCCUUUACAUUUUAACAAUGAUGGGUCACUCACUUCUUUUUUAACAUGUUUUCCCUUUUUUCGUGUUUUGAUCGGGCCUGAUAAACUUUUAUUAUCUGGGUCUUCUCAAUCCGUAGCUAUACUGAACAUGCAAAAGGUUGAAAUGGGAGUGUAAUAAACUUCAAAAUACGUGAAUGAUUUCACAUUCUGGUCAAAACAUAGUGAUUGCGACUUGAAGACAUUCAAAUGGCUUAAAAAUUAGUCAAAUUUUCGCUCGUUUUCUAUGUUCAUCUCGAUAAAUAAGAAAAAAAUUCGAAUUUGCUAAUCCAUCAAAAAACAAAGCCUGCGCCACAGACGAAGCUAAACAUCUGGUUAAAGGGGAAAUGUGGAGCUUAAUUUGCUAUCUUUUCUCAGUUUUAAAAAGCUAAAACUAUUUUCGCAUUUAUUGAAUUCAAAAAUUAAUGGCUUAGUUUUGCUAUUUAAGACAAUAAUUUGGCAUUAAAAUUGUUUCCCUUUGUCUGUUGGCUGGGGAUGGCAAGGCUAAGAUGAACGUUGAAAAAGUUGGGCCACCCGCGUUAAAGUUUUAAUGGUAUACCUGCAAAAAAACACUCAAAAGCAUCAUAGUUAGAGCUCCCUGGCUAAAUUUGGUUGAUAUCCUCUCCAUAACUCUACAACAGCAUUUUCUGCCUGGGUUAAGUUAGCAAAGUAAUGCGGACUUCAGCACAGAAUUCAUUAACAUUAGACUGCAAUAUCCUCGUGACAAUAGCCUCUUCUUCAAGUCUGUCUGCGAACUAGGGCCGAAAUUCCCCCUUCUGGGCCACCAGCUGUGUACCAGGAUUUUGAGCACGCGCCUUGAUUGGCCGGCUGUUAAAAAAGCCACUAUACGAUUAGCCAAUCAGGUUAAAGGGAUCGAAACGCUCUCACGUAAUUCAUUAAGUCCGUCGCCGGGGGCAAUUGUCGGGAGCCCAGAACAACGAUCUCGGCGCUGCUUCAGUCCACAGACGUUACUAACCGUAGUAGAUUUUCAAGGAAUAUUACAGGUAAUGCCAUUAGUGUGGACUCUGUUAAAUCAAUGAAGGGAAUCAAAGGGUUUUCUACUUACACUGACGUAAAACGAUUAUAUCCGUUAACAUUUGGCAAAAAGAAGUAUUCAGUUCCAGCAAGAGGUUCUACUAUACGUAAGAAUGCCUAUCAAAAGUUUUCUUCACAGAGACAACGUUUAGAAACUGUGGUUUCUUUAUUAAUACGACACACCUGCCGAUCCGUUUGCACUUCCUUGCCUGAAUUUGAAAUAAAAUUGCAGCGUACCCCACACAGUAUCUUAGUGUAGGAAGUUUUCGCGCAUUCAAAUUAGUGCAAUAAAAUCCUAAGUACCUAAUGCUGCCGGCCUCAAAAACCAUGUUCCUAAUACCUUAUAAUUUAACUUUGAUUGAGGUAUUUUCACCCACCUUUCUCUUAAACGUAAAACUGAACAAAACACUUUCUUACUGCCGGGGAGAACGGACAGGAAAACUUUCAUGCACUUAAAAGGUGAUUUAGUAGUUCAGUCUGUGAUAAAAAUUGAACCAUACAUUUCCUGACUAGUCAAAUGCUUUUGUUGUGAUACUUGAAACACUUCGUUGUUUUACCACUCGAUAUGGCAGCCAUGAUCGAUCACCUCGGAAGUGCAUAAGUACAAACUUUGAAAAUAUUCGUGCUAAGAAUAAAAAUACUGAAGCGGUGGUAAUACAUUCGUAGAAAACAUUCUUGAGACUUACGAUCGCCGUAUGAUUUCUCUGCUCUCCAUUAUCAAACGAUUUUCAGCAGCUUGAACGUACAAAAGCAAUAUUUUCCAGCCUUCUUCAUUGCUAAAAGCGAGCAAAAAAAUGACUUGAUUUUGUGCUAUCAGAGGUAUAUAACUAAGAAUUUAUCAGAGGGCAUCAUUUCGAAGCAAAAGCUUUGAAGUCGAUCCAGGAACAAAUUAUGUUAGCGUUUCUCGACUAUUUUCAGAUGAUCAAAACAUUUACUGACAUGGAGACUAAGUAGUCGCCUAUAGUUAAAUAUGUUAGGAAAACCUCUAUUUUGGCCUGUUUCUCUUUCUUUGCUGGGAACGGUUUACAUUUUAAAGAGGCCAAGAAAGCUAGCAAUCAGAGUUUUUCGCCGUUAGUUUCUCACACCAGAGAAGAAAAACGAUGUGGGGCUGAUUCAUGAACCAGAACAUCUAUAUUUUGUUGCAUCGUAGUUAAAACUAACGAAAAUAUACUGAAAAUCAACUCCAGCCCAUGGCUGUCAGCUCUCCAGCAAAAAUCAAGUUAGCUGAACGGUGUUGACAACGUUAGUUCGCAUUAUUUAGUGAUCACAACUGCAUUGAUCUUGAGUACGACUUGGAACGAGAGAGGCUUCAUAAGAGCAAAAUUAAAGUACUUAGUUAUUUGGUUUAGAAAAGUCCCACCAUACAAAACUCGUUUUGCCUUUCGAUUUCUUGCGUUCAUAUACUUAUUUCAUAUUUGUAUUGCAGGAUCCAGAGGAAAAAGACUCGGUCACUGAAUACGAUUCUUUGCAGCAGGACGAUAUUUCCUGGAUGCAGAAAGCCAGGCCAGCUCUCUCCGAAGAAGAACAGAACAUGGAGGCGAUUCGAUCGACAGACGAUAACAUUUACUUCAGAUCCACAAGGGACAUUACGGCUGGCGAAGAAUUAAGAUUUUGGCUGGGACCAUCAUUAGUAAAAGAAUGCGGACUAUGUACACCAAAACCACGCCAAAUGCGGAAAGGUGAGUUCAGUUUUAGCAGAAACUCAUAAACCGCGUUAUGAACUUCUGGUUUUAACAAAUAAUUUUUUAGGCACUUUUUACUCCAACUACAUGUGUACCAUUUUAAAGAUAGUCUUUUGCUGUUUUGCUAUCGGGUUAAUUGAAAUACUAUGUUCUAUUGCACAACAGACGAUUAGUUCACUAAAAUCUUCCUCAGUCUACGAAGAAAAUCUUUAUCACUUGACAGGAGUUCGCAAUCAGGUGGACCUAUCUUUUCUCUAUAACUACUGACAACAAAAAUUAGCGAAUACUGACGCGACGACGAAAUUAUUCAAUAUUCUUGGAGUCUCUUUCCUACAGAAAAUAAACACUGCAAUCGUCCUCAAGAAAAUUAAGGUGUUGGUCUCCUUUUCACUUCUUUUAAAAACAGAGUUUUGUGCAUUUUUCAAAUUAAAAGCUUUCAACAUAACACAAAAUAAGUUCCAAACAAACCCUGUAGGUAUUGGCUCAAUAACUCCGAAUGAUGAUUGGAUUCAGUUUUAGACAAGUGAAAUAUUAAGCCGACUAUUUUUAGUCCAAAAUGCUUUUUGGCAAAAUGGCACCACUCUUAAUUAGCGACAUGAUGUUGAGACUAAUUGGUAUAUUAUUUUUGUGGCUGAGCCUUUUAAGUUAAUAAUUUAGAAACUGUGAACAACUCGAAACUUGUUUGAUAAGGGGAUUGGCUACUAGAAAAAAAAACGGUUGUUUUACAUUGUCAACAAAAUAUUCAAGAAAGUUCGUGACACAGAUUUUUUGGACGUAGCCGAGGGAACGUGUUUGGUGACCAUUUUUUGAAUGACUGUUUUUAUAAACUGAUGUUUUUUUUUUUCACGUAAACUUGCCUUAAUAGCUCACGUGACUUGAUUUGCAUAUUGUCUGAUGAGCAUUUGCACAAAAUUUUAGAUUCCUUUUUUCGAUAUGCGUUAAACUUCAAAAUGUACACCAUUCAUAACUUUUUAAAGGAAUUUCUCAUGCAGAGAACCCAUGCCCCAAUUUCCUUGAGCCCAAAGAUUCUCUGUCAUCAGACAAUUUAGCUUAAAGAGCUUUUAUCAUCUAAUUUCCUUGUUCUAGAGUCUUCUUUGGUCUGCCAGAUUUGCCAGGAAAGCUUUGAAUAUUCACGUGCAUUUUCCGUGCACACAGCUUUUGGCUGUGAAAAACUUGGUUCCGGUUCGUUUCCCCAGUGUGAAGGUGAAGUGAAAGACGAUGGUUUAGCAUCAACAAAUGGUGUUGAGACAAAUCAUUCACAUGACCAACUGGAAGAAAAACAACAGCACGGAACUGAAUUCGAGGUUAAGAAGUCACUCAACGAAGAUGUUCCGAGUACAAAGAGAGAAUUUUCCGAAACAGUCGGUAACAGUCGCGUCUUAUCCAACCCCAGACUAGCCAGCCUUAUUUCAAGCUUCUCCCGCCCUCGUUUCCGUAAGCGGUUAACUAACGAGUCUCAGUCAUUAGCUGAAUACCACAAACAGGAGUUCCGAAAGAAAUUCCAGGGUAAUGAGCACUACCUCCGAAGGCAUCUUUACCGCGAAAACAUGGAGACAAACGGCGCAAUGAAUUAUCGUCGUCCACAGACUUUGAAAGAAACCUUUAAUUAUUCUGACAGCCAUGGCGAUCAGGACGAAAUUGAUAUCCAAGAGGAAAGAGAGGAAUACAUAAACUGCUUUCGUAAAGACUACAAGCUAGCUGGAACCACCAUGUCUUCGUCAACUCAUGAAAUUUUUAGACGUACAAAAACAGUUGACGAACAAAAACACGACGCUCAAAGGGAAAAUUUGCUAUCGAGUGACUCUUUGAGAACUUAUUGUGAAGUAUCAGGCUCGACGGAAAAUAAAGCGACUUUCAUCACUGAUAGCUAUCCUACUACAAAAACCAAAAAAACCCAACAUGUGGACGAGGAACUAUUAUCAAGUGAAACUAUUCGCAAAUGCACAUGUAACGAGCAUGACAACGCACGCGGUACUCCAAAAUCCCCAACCGCAUAUAAAGGGAUGUAUACAGUACAAGACGUUGCUAUGGAGGAAGAUGAAAAAUGUAAUUUGAAUGAUCCUGUCCAGACACAUCUCAAUAGUUUUGAAUCAUUCUUUAUUUACCAGAGACUUCAAACAGAAGACCAAAUUUCAUACCGACAGCACUCGCACUGUCCCUGUUACUCUACGCCAACACUGUACAAACCAAAGGGACAUGUCUCAAGGUAUUACGAGCCCGCGUUUUUGUUGGACUCAAUGUAUCGUUACUCCCCCUAUCCGCGCAUGCUUCCUUUUCUGACGCAUCAACCUGUUAAGUCUUUUCAGACCUCCUCACGUAAUAAAGGCUUCACAUGCGAGUACUGCGGCAAGGUAUACUGCAGAAAAUACGUGUUGAAAAUUCACAUGCGCACGCAUACAGGAUUCAAGCCUCUCCGCUGUAAAGUUUGCGAUAAGUCGUUCAGUGAUCCUAGCAACAUGAAGAAACAUGUAAAGCUACAUGAGAAUGAAGAUACAGUCCACAAAUGCCGACAUUGUGGCAGGAGCUUUGUGCGAUAUAGAGGAUUGCUAAAUCAUAUUAAAUCAAAGCAUUCUGAACUUGCUCCGACAGAAACAAUGUAA
Molecule: messenger RNA, 8949 nt
Organism: Porites lobata
Lineage: Eukaryota; Metazoa; Cnidaria; Anthozoa; Scleractinia; Poritidae
Source: the annotation of a GenBank genome assembly